UUUUUGACAAUUUUGUUAGUGAAAAAAAUUACUUGCUGUAAUAUUUUUUUGAUUUUUGAAAAACAAUGGGUGAACAUGUUCUAAAUAGCAACGAUUUCGGCUACGGACCGUUACAUAGAGCUGUGAUUCUAGACAACAAAAAUGAGAUAGUGAGGCUACUUACUUCUGAUAUUGACACCACUAUUAAAGACAGUCUGGGAUUCAGCGCUAUCGAUUUAGCAAUCAUAUUGGAGAAGACUGAACUUUUACCAUUAUUGACUGCAAAUCAAUCAAAGGAACUCAGUCCAAAAGAAAGAUUAAAUUUCUUAAAAGAUGAAGUCGAGGCUGAAUCAAACAGAAAUGACUUUGAUCCUUUAAAAUGUAAUAAUAACGUUGCAGAUAUAAGUUUAUCAAAACAUGGCGGAAAGAUGUCAAGUGCUAAUGCAAAUAAACAAUUACUGGAUGAAAGUAAAGAAUUUGUCGAAAUUACAAAAGAAACAAAAAAAAGUGAUUUGAAUUUAAUAAGUCAAAAAGUAAAUAUCUGUAACGAAAUUAUUCUUGAUAGUUCAACAAAUUUUAUUGAUCAAAAAGUAAAUAUUGACAUGAAUAAAGACGAAGAGAACUGGGAAAUUUGGGAUUUAAACACUCAACACGAGAAAAGUUUAGAUGAAAGCGAAAGUUUAUUUGUUGAUUCAAACAAUAUUGAAGGAGAAUUGACUCAUAGUUUUCAGCUAGAUUCGUUUGAAGCAAAGCAGUUGAAUGUGUACGCAUCUCCUACCAAGUUUAAUAACUCGGUAGAUUUAAAUGACUUUAACGAAAUAGGAAAAGAGGACUCGAAAGGGUUUAGCAAAAGUUUUAGUUACAUAUCAAAAAAUUCUUCUAAUAAAGAGAACGUUAAAGGAAAACAUAGUACGAGUUUAAAUUUGGACAAAUUUAAACAAUGGUUUAGCCCGCUUAAAAAGUCGUCUUCCGAAGAAAAGUUAACGCGGUCAAAUAAAAAGUCUAAUUUUAACGAAAAUAACAGAUUGCUAGUUACUAUCAGUCCGCCUGAUAGUGCAAGUAGCUCGCAAGAUAAAAAACAAUCAUACACUAUUACUUUUAAACCUGAAAAUCGUAUUAAUAACAAAGCUUCAACAGUACUAAAUACAGCUACGCUACAAAAAAGUAUGCUUGCUAUUGCAUUAGGUGUUGGAUUAGGCAAAGAAAAUCAAACAAACGAUGCAAUCUGCAAUGCUUUACUUCCUCAUACGGUAGUAGAGCGCGGCGAGUUUUCACUCGGAGAAAAUAUUGAACCUUCUUCGUCUGAUGAAUCUGGUGACAAAUCUCAAAAGAAUAAUUUUAUAGAUUUUUCUCCAUUUGAAGAUAUGAAUUUAAGUCAUCCCAAAUUUUCGACCCCAGAAGAAAUGGUUCAAACAAAUAAUCCAAUCAUUAGCAAUAAUUCAAAAGAUAGCAUAGAUGUUAACAUACGAAAACAGGGUUCUCAUAUUCGAGCCCUAAAUUUUGAAUCUGAUUCUGACUCUACCCCAAUUAGUUUAGAUAAAAACGAAAACGAACAAAUUUUGUAUAACGAUCAAAUGGCUUCUGGAUUGCGUAUUACAUUGCAAGAUACUGACGCAAUUAGUUCUAUUACUACACCUUAUGCUGACAAUGUAAAUCUCUUUUAUAACCACAAACUUUUAGAAAAAGACGAAGGUUUAAGUGAAGAUUACCUAAGGGAUAGUCGCCUUGAUUCAUUUGAGCUCCAUGAAAUGGAGUGCAUGGGUACAAGCAGUGCUCGUAGCUCACCCGAAAAAGUACCGUCUGAAUCUGAAGACGGGAGAGAGAAUGGUGUAAUUUAUCAUCUGGAAAAUGGGGAGAAUAGAAAAAUGACUUUAGAGUUGUUAAAUUAUAUGCCUUCUAUUCUUGAAAGAUCAUCAGAACAUGAAAGUGAAAGUCGUGAUAGUUUAGAUGGCACUUUAGCAUCAAAACUUUUCAACCAAUCGAUUGACGUAAAGAAACAAAGUGAUUUAACAAGCGAUAACUUUUUGGAUGAAUGUGUUGAGAUAAAUAUUGAGUCUAAGUAUGAAGAUAGCACAAAAUGUCAUUUGAAUACUCCUGUAACUAACGUCAAACAAUCAUCCAGCCAUAAUGACCUUAAAUCAGUUAUUAACACUAAAAAUUAUGAUUCGAAUGCAUCAGGAAGUGCCGCCAACACACAACCGUGCACGUGUCGUGACGUACACGGGUGCAAUCAUGUAGACUUUAAUACAAAUACUAAAGAAGAUAACGAACAAAGUGAGAAGAAAAAAAAACAAAUUACAGCAGAAAAACAAAAUUUUGGUGAUAUAAAGCAAAGCUUUAAUGGAACUUUCGAAGAUAUAAAAAAUGACUCCGCUAAAUGUGAUUUGUAUGAUCCAAAUCAAUACCUUAUUCAAAAAGCUGCAAUCUUACAAAACGACAAAUCAAGUUUGGUGUUUGAAGUUCCCAUAGAUAAACUUGAAGAUUGUUUAUCAAACACAAAACACUUUGACGCUGCACUAACGCCUAAUAAAAAUGAUAAAAAAGAGAUUACACUAACGCUAAACAAAGAAAGUGAAACAAAUGUUAUUUUAACGCCUGAUAAAAAUGACAAAAAAAAGAUUGUAUUAGCGCUAAACAAAGAAAGUGAAACAAAUGAUAUUCUAACGCCUGAUAAAAAUGACAAAAAAGAGAUUGUACUAACGCUAAACAAAGAAAGUGAAACAAAUGAUAUUCUAACGCCUGAUAAAAAUGACAAAAAAGAAACUGUACUAACCCUAAACAAAGAAAGUGAAACAAAAGAUAUUCUAACGCCUGAUAAAAAUGACAAAAAAGAGAUUGUACUAACGCUAAACAAAGAAAGUGAAACAAAUGAUAUUCUAACGCCUGAUAAAAAUGAGAAAAAAGAGACUGUACUAACGCUAAACAAAGAAAGUGAAACAAUUGAUGUUCAAACGCCUAAUAAAAAUGAUAUAAAAGAGAUUACACUAACGCUAAAUAAAGAAAGUGAAACAAAUGUUAUUUUAACGCCUGAUAAAAAUGACAAAAAAAAGAUUGUAUUAGCGCUAAACAAAGAAAGUGAAACAAAAGAUAUUCUAACGCCUGAUAAAAAUGACAAAAAAGAGAUUGUACUAACGCUAAACAAAGAAAGUGAAACAAAUGAUAUUCUAAAGCCUGAUAAAAAUGACAAAAAAGAAACUGUACUAACGCUAAACAAAGAAAGUGAAACAAAUGUUAUUUUAACGCCUGAUAAAAAUGACAAAAAAAAGAUUGUAUUAGCGCUAAACAAAGAAAGUGAAACAAAUGAUAUUCUAACGCCUGAUAAAAAUGACAAAAAAGAGAUUGUACUAACGCUAAAUAAAGAAAGUGAAACAAAUGAUAUUCUAACGCCUGAUAAAAAUGACAAAAAAGAAACUGUACUAACCCUAAACAAAGAAAGUGAAACAAAAGAUAUUCUAACGCUUGAUAAAAAUGACAAAAAAGAGAUUGUACUAACGCUAAACAAAGAAAGUGAAACAAAUGAUAUUCUAAAGCCUGAUAAAAAUGACAAAAAAGAAACUGUACUAACGCUAAACAAAGAAAGUGAAACAAAUGUUAUUUUAACGCCUGAUAAAAAUGACAAAAAAAAGAUUGUAUUAGCGCUAAACAAAGAAAGUGAAACAAAUGAUAUUCUAACGCCUGAUAAAAAUGACAAAAAAGAGAUUGUACUAACGCUAAACAAAGAAAGUGAAACAAAUGAUAUUCUAACGCCUGAUAAAAAUGACAAAAAAAAGAUUGUAUUAGCGCUAAACAAAGAAAGUGAAACAAAUGAUAUUCUAACGCCUGAUAAAAAUGACAAAAAAGAGAUUGUACUAACGCUAAACAAAGAAAGUGAAACAAAUGAUAUUCUAACGCCUGAUAAAAAUGACAAAAAAGAAACUGUACUAACCCUAAACAAAGAAAGUGAAACAAAAGAUAUUCUAACGCCUGAUAAAAAUGACAAAAAAGAGAUUGUACUAACGCUAAACAAAGAAAGUGAAACAAAUGAUAUUCUAACGCCUGAUAAAAAUGAGAAAAAAGAGAUUGUAUUAGCGCUAAACAAAGAAAGUGAAACAAAUGAUAUUCUAACGCCUGAUAAAAAUGACAAAAAAGAGAUUGUACUAACGCUAAACAAAGAAAGUGAAACAAAUGAUAUUCUAACGCCUGAUAAAAAUGACAAAAAAAAGAUUGUAUUAGCGCUAAACAAAGAAAGUGAAACAAAAGAUAUUCUAACGCCUGAUAAAAAUGACAAAAAAGAGAUUGUACUAACGCUAAACAAAGAAAGUGAAACAAAUGAUAUUCUAACGCCUGAUAAAAAUGAGAAAAAAGAGAUUGUACUAACGCUAAACAAAGAAAGUGAAACAAUUGAUGUUCAAACGCCUAAUAAAAAUGAUAUAAAAGAGAUUACACUAACGCUAAAUAAAGAAAGUGAAACAAAUGUUAUUUUAACGCCUGAUAAAAAUGACAAAAAAAAGAUUGUAUUAGCGCUAAACAAAGAAAGUGAAACAAAAGAUAUUCUAACGCCUGAUAAAAAUGACAAAAAAGAAACUGUACUAACGCUAAACAAAGAAAGUGAAACAAAAGAUAUUCUAAUGCCUGAUAAAAAUGACAAAAAAGAGAUUGUACUAACGCUAAACAAAGAAAGUGAAACAAAUGAUAUUCUAAAGCCUGAUAAAAAUGACAAAAAAGAAACUGUACUAACGCUAAACAAAGAAAGUGAAACAAAUGUUAUUUUAACGCCUGAUAAAAAUGACAAAAAAAAGAUUGUAUUAGCGCUAAACAAAGAAAGUGAAACAAAUGAUAUUCUAACGCCUGAUAAAAAUGACAAAAAAGAGAUUGUACUAACGCUGAACAAAGAAAGUGAAACAAAUGAUAUUCUAAUGUCUGAUAAAAAUGACGAAAAAGAAAUUGCACUGGCACUAAACAAAGAAGGCGAGGAAAAUUUUAUUCUAAUGGCUAAUGAAAAUGACGAAGCGGACGUUAUUACAAGGCAUUUUUCAAUAAAUGAAAUUAAUGGCAGUUUAACGUCUAAUACAAAUGAUGAAGCGGAUACAACACAAAAGCUUAAUAACUGCAAUGAAACGUUUAAUAGUCAAAAUAAUUAUGGAUCUGAUACAAAUGUUUCAACAGCUCAAGAAUUUCUAGUAGAUAAUUCUAAAAAUAAAUCAAAGAAGUGUUUAUGGUACAAUUAUACCGAAGACGAGUUUAAAGCUUGCAAUAAUGGAGUUGACAAAGUUUAUGAAAGUGAUUCCAUGGAGAAAGUGCUUGUAGUUGAAGCAAACCCAGUUUAUAACACACAGCAAUUUUUAAACACUUCACUAGUUGUUCAAACAAGCCAUAUUUUUAAUGUAGAUGAUGGUUGUUUAAAAAAUCAACAAUCAACCUGCGAUAUAAAGAGUGAAUGCAAAGUACUUUAUAAAGAGCUUUACGGAAAAGAAAUCCAUUCUAGUAACAUUUCGAUGACAGAAAAAUUGACUACAACAUCUUUAACAUCAUCUAAAACAAUUACUUCAUUUCUGACUACAUCUCCAAAGACAUCUCUGACAACGGUUUCAACAACAUCUGAAACAACCUUUUCAACAACACCUCUAACAACAUCAACAGCGUCAGAAAUGUCAACAACGAUAACAUCCCCGACAGCACUUAAAAUAUCUGCAAUAACAUCUCCAGCAACAUCUCCAACAACAAAGUCUAAAAUACUAUCUCCAAUAACACCUCCAAAAAUAUCUAUAUCACCUGUAAAAACGCCUCCAAAAAUAUCUCCAUCCCCAGUAACAACGCCUCCAAAAAUAUCUCCAAUAACAACAUUUUUAAUAAAUUCUCCAACAACAUUUGCAACAACAUCAGGAACAUCAUCUCUAACAACAUCUUUUAAUGCAUCAUUAUCAACACCUCCAACAACACCUGCAAAAACAUCUUUAGCAUCUUCAAUUACACCUACAUCCCCAUCUUUUAAAACAUCCCAAUCUUUCAAAAUAUGCUCCAAAAUCUCUCCAAUAACAUCUACAACAACAGCUUCAACAACAAUUUCAAAUAGAAAGUUACCAAUGAUAACCUCAACAGUACAAUCGACAUCUGAAGCAACGUCUUCAACAAAAACUACAACUUUUGUAUCAAUAACAUCAAAUGAGUGUGUUGAAACUAAUAAUGUAACCGUUGAGGAAGAAACUAUUAGAGAAUGCAUUGUCAGAGUAAACAAUAUAUCAGAUAAUGCAAAAGAUGAUGUAAGUCAUUCUUCUAUGAGUUUCAGAAAUUUACCUAAAAGCAAUUUUAUUGAUAACGAAACUCACGCAAUAUACCCCACCUCUGGUGAUACAAACAAUAUAACCACGCGAAGGAUCAUUAAAAAAAAAGAAUCACUUAUAUGGGAUAAUCUGUUGCCUCAAUACGAGGAAUACAACGAGAAUAUAACAAAAGAUUCUAAAAAAGAAUCGUUGCAACAAAUUUCUCAAAAUCUUCAAGAAGAGAACCAAAUUAAUUUCGUUAACAAAGAAGAAAAUAUAAAAAUAAAUGAGGGGAAAAAAGGAAAAGAUUUUUUUGAAAAACCCAAAACAAUUUAUAUUGAUACUUUACCUGAACGUAAGUUAGAUAUAAAUGAAGAUAUAAAUGAAGUUUGUGAAAAGAUACCCUUAAAUAUCUUUACUCAUAAUGAAGUUUGUGAAAAGAUACCCUUAAAUAUCUCUACUUAUAAUCAAUUGCAAAAGACUGAAUGCAAUGAAAACUGCAAAUCAGCUGAUUUCAAAAAUCAAUUAGAUUUAUCAUUUAAUUCUAAUAUGUUACAAGAAAACAAAUUACAUGUCAACCUCGGAAAUAAAAAUUCAAAUGACGCAGAUGUUCAUAACUUUGUUCACGUUAAAGGGGAUGAUAUGGACGAGCAACUAUUCCAGUCAAAAAGCAGCGAGUUAGAUGCUUGGGUAACCAGUAUUAAUUCUUCGUUAUCAAAUAGAAAAGAAGUGGCUAAAUUAUAUGCAAUGCUUUCUUUAAAUUAUUUUCAAAUCAUCAAUGAGAGUGCAGAUAAAUGUCAGGAAGAUUUAGAUAAUAGACAGAAAUAUGCAAAUAAAGCUAAAAUAUGUAUUGAUAAAGCUCAUGCUCUUUACAACAUUUUAAAAGAUAACGAAGAGUGUAGUUUUGAAAGUGUUAUAAAAUACUUAUUAGAGUUUCAAGAAGAUUGUUUUGGGCUUUCUUGGCCUGAAAUAAACAAAAAUGCUCAGGCUUUAAUCGUUUUUUUGAAUAGUGUAUUCAAAGAAAGUGAUGUAAUUACUAAACACAUUCAAUUUGUAGGUGAAUUGGUAGCAAACCCCAAAAUGUACUUAUACAAUCUUUCCACUCCAAGGAUUGAAUUGUUAAAAACAUGUUUUUUUGAAGAAUUAAAGCAUUUAAAAACAUGCAAUGAUAAUGAUUAUUUGAUAAAAUGCUUUAUUAUGAUAUCGAGAUACUUUGUUUUACUUGAUCAACCGACUACAGAAUCAUUGACAAAAGAACAUUUGUUGCCUUUUAUUAACGAAAAGAAUGGCGCCGAGUUUUUAAUUAGUAUUGUUACUUACAUGGGUCUGUUUAAAUCUAAUAGUAAAAAUAUGGAUGUAACGUGCGAUGCAACAACUUCUUUAAUUCUUUUAACAAUUAUUUUCCAAAACAAAAACUUUGAUUUUAAAAUUAAAAAAGACCUCGUACAGUUUUUAGAGAUCACUGCUAAACAAUUUCAGUUUUGUAAUCAAGAGAGGUUGAAGCUUCUUCAUUGUAUAACAUCUUAAAUAAAUUAAUAUUUUGUUGUUAAA
Hydra vulgaris (swiftwater hydra) is the source of this 7769-nucleotide messenger RNA. Its product is annotated as protein PFF0380w. Lineage: Eukaryota; Metazoa; Cnidaria; Hydrozoa; Anthoathecata; Hydridae. The record is from RefSeq and is a predicted model, not a curated record.